Messenger RNA from Nicotiana tabacum (common tobacco), 2253 nucleotides. Its product is annotated as ATP synthase subunit beta, mitochondrial. The record is from RefSeq and is a predicted model, not a curated record. Gene Ontology annotation, molecular function: ATP binding; ATP hydrolysis activity; proton-transporting ATP synthase activity, rotational mechanism. Lineage: Eukaryota; Viridiplantae; Streptophyta; Magnoliopsida; Solanales; Solanaceae. Gene Ontology annotation, biological process: proton motive force-driven mitochondrial ATP synthesis; proton transmembrane transport. Gene Ontology annotation, cellular component: proton-transporting ATP synthase complex.
ACACACACACACACCUCUGCAGCUAAACUGAAAAGGGCAAAAACGGCGGCGAAUAAACAGCCAAUGGUAGCAACACGUGGUGCUUCAGCAUUGUUUGAACUCGUCGGACGCAGAGCUCUCAGCAGAAUAUAUCGUUCUCUACUUCUCUUUCUUCAAACCGAAACACAACUCUCUCUUUCUUUUAUUCAUUCACUUCCUUCAUUCAUAUGCAAAUGUAAAAUCAGCUGUAUCGUGAGGGUGUCACUCUGAUCACACUACCCAUGGCUUCUCGAAGGUUCCUUUCCUCCAUGCUCCGCUCAUCCAUACGUCACUCUUCCUCAAAACCCUCACUCACAGCCCAUAUCCAUCGCCCCUCCCCGGCCGGCCACCUUCUCCACCGCGCCGUCAAUUACGCCACCUCUGCCGCCGCAAAGGCGACGCCGGCGCCUCAGAAAAAACCUCCUUCUCCGAAGAUUAAGGAAACUGGCGGUAAGAUCACCGAUGAGUACACCGGUGCCGGUGCCAUUGGUAGCGUAUGUCAGGUGAUCGGAGCUGUUGUGGAUGUCCGGUUCGAUGAAGGCCUGCCGCCGAUUUUGACGGCGUUAGAGGUGUUGGAUAAUGAUAUAAGGUUGGUGCUGGAGGUAGCUCAACAUUUGGGAGAAAAUAUGGUUAGGACUAUUGCUAUGGAUGGGACUGAAGGGCUUGUGCGUGGUCAAAGAGUCCUCAAUACUGGCUCCCCUAUUACUGUGCCUGUUGGCAGGGCUACACUUGGUCGAAUUAUAAAUGUCAUUGGAGAGGCCAUUGAUGAAAGGGGUGAUAUAAAAACGGAACAUUAUCUCCCGAUUCACCGUGAAGCUCCAUCUUUUGUUGAACAAGCUACCGAGCAACAGAUCCUUGUGACUGGAAUUAAGGUAGUGGAUCUACUUGCUCCUUAUCAGAAAGGUGGAAAGAUUGGACUUUUUGGUGGUGCAGGUGUUGGAAAGACGGUGCUUAUUAUGGAGCUUAUUAACAACGUUGCCAAGGCCCAUGGUGGUUUCUCAGUGUUUGCUGGUGUUGGUGAACGUACUCGGGAGGGUAACGAUUUGUACAGAGAAAUGAUUGAGAGUGGUGUUAUUAAGCUUGGUGAUAAGCAGGGUGAAAGCAAAUGUGCUUUGGUAUAUGGUCAAAUGAAUGAACCUCCUGGUGCUCGUGCUCGUGUUGGGCUCACUGGGCUAACAGUUGCUGAACACUUCCGAGAUGCUGAAGGGCAAGAUGUGCUCCUUUUCAUCGAUAAUAUUUUUCGCUUCACUCAAGCCAACUCUGAGGUGUCUGCUUUGCUUGGUCGUAUUCCCUCUGCGGUCGGUUACCAGCCAACUUUAGCUACAGAUCUUGGGGGGCUUCAAGAGAGGAUUACUACAACUAAGAAGGGGUCUAUCACAUCAGUCCAAGCUAUCUAUGUGCCUGCUGAUGACUUGACUGAUCCAGCCCCUGCUACCACCUUUGCUCACCUUGAUGCUACAACCGUGUUAUCUCGGCAGAUUUCUGAGCUUGGUAUUUAUCCUGCAGUGGAUCCCUUAGAUUCUACAUCCCGUAUGCUUUCUCCUCACAUCCUAGGUGAAGAUCAUUACAAUACUGCACGAGGUGUACAAAAGGUUCUCCAGAACUACAAGAAUCUCCAGGAUAUUAUUGCCAUUCUGGGAAUGGAUGAACUGAGUGAAGAUGACAAACUAACUGUUGCCCGUGCUCGUAAAAUUCAGAGGUUCUUGAGCCAGCCUUUCCAUGUUGCAGAAGUAUUUACUGGUGCCCCUGGAAAGUAUGUGGAUUUGAAAGAGAGCAUCCAAAGUUUUCAGGGUGUCCUGGACGGGAAAUAUGAUGACCUAUCAGAGCAAUCGUUUUACAUGGUUGGGGGUAUAGAAGAAGUCAUUGCUAAGGCUGAGAAGAUUGCGAAGGAGUCAGCUAGUUGAUUAUUUAGCUGCAGUUUCUGUUUCUCUUUUUUGUUUUGUAUUUUCUAUUAGGAUAUAUAGCUCAUUAAAUGGCAGAGAGACUGGAGAUUUUAAACGGCUUUAUUAUUCUUGUGAGUUAGUCUAGACUAAGCAUUAUUAUUCUUCUCUUUCGUCGUAGUUUUCCACCUAAAUUGAUUGAAACGAGUUACAGGAUAUCAGGUCAUUGCCUGUUUUCCAUGAGGCUCUUCAAUACCAUGGAUCUCUUUGUGUUGACCUUUUCUGCCUGCUGAAUAAUGUUCUUGACUAUCCAACUGUUUAGGUUGUGUCCAAAAUUUGCAGGAAAUUUACUUAA